AUGUACCUCCCAUCUAUACUUUUGGCAACCACUCAGCAGGAACUGCGCCUUACUUCACUCCUCAUAACCCCCCCACUCCAGCCAUCACCCCCGCAGGGUUGCAAUGUCACUCGAGCCGCAUAUCUUGUCCGCCACGCGGCGAUCUACCCAAAUGAUUUCGAAUACGAAACUUACAUCGAACCUUUCGUGAAAAAGCUGCAAAAUACAUCGCUACACCACUGGAAGUCAACCAAGACACUCGCAUUUUUGUCCAAUUGGACGGCGCCUGCUGAAGAGCACCAUUUGGAGAAACUCACGAAGUUUGGAUUCCAAGAAGCGCGGUCGCUAGGAGCGACUCUUCACAAAAGAUACGCGCAUCUCAAAGCACCUACGAGAAUCUGGUCAUCGACUGCGGAAAGAACGGUGAAGAGCGCAGAAGGUUUCAUUACGGGGUUUACGAAUAACCACACGAAAUCGAUCAACUUGACCCAAGUCGCAGAAGACAAAAAGGCGGGCGCGGACUCCUUGACACCGUAUAAAGGUUGCGAGGCGUAUAGUUCCUCAUAUGGUUCUGAUCAAUCCUCGGCCUUCGGGGAAGUGUACACAAAGCCUAUAAUCGCUCGCUUGAACGCAGAGGCGCCUUCAUUCAACUUUACGCAGAAUGAUAUUACCGGCAUGUUUGAGCUUUGCGGCUACGAAACCGUUAUUCGGGGAUCGUCCCCAUUCUGCUCCCUGAAACUCUUUUCACCGGAUGAGUGGCUGGGCUACGAAUACGCAAAUGACUUGAUGUAUUUCCACAACACCGGUUACGGUCGGGAUUUAUCCUCGAGUCUCGGCUUGCCGUGGGUGAAUGCUAGUGUCGCGGCGUUGCGUGAUGAGUCCCUGUCCCAGGAGCUAUAUGUCUCGUUCACUCACCGUGAAGUUCCACCCACGGUCCUUACUGCGCUGGGGCUUUACAAUAAUAGUGCUUACAGCGGUGCGAAUCAUGUCAAUGGAACCAUGCCGGAGGAUAGGAUUAACUACAACCGUGUAUGGAAGAGUAGUGAGAUACUCCCGUUUCUGACGAAUAUCGCCAUCGAGAAGAUGUCGUGCGAGAGCUAUGGAUACGACGAGGGAGAGUACUAUCGAAUCUUGAAUAAUGCCGGUCCACAGCCAUUGGUGGAUUGUCGAGAUGGGCCAGGUGGCAGUUGUUCGCGAGAUAGUUUCCAUGAUUUCGUCAAGGAGAAGCUUGAGUCGACUGUGGGCUAUAAUGAGGCAUGUGGUAGUGGUGACAGUGACUACCCCACAUCUUUGACCCUUUACGAGGCAUAA
This is a messenger RNA of Penicillium manginii, 1290 nucleotides long. Its product is annotated as putative histidine acid phosphatase. Lineage: Eukaryota; Fungi; Ascomycota; Eurotiomycetes; Eurotiales; Aspergillaceae. The transcript is spliced from 3 exons. The record is from RefSeq and is a predicted model, not a curated record. Bases 1 to 1290 code for a protein of 429 amino acids. Gene Ontology annotation, molecular function: acid phosphatase activity. Gene Ontology annotation, cellular component: fungal-type cell wall.